AUGAGGCGGAAUCAAGUCCGUGGUAACACAUACAGGUGGGAGCAACUGGUGCACGGCAGCACCGUGGCGAAAAUCGUGUCCCCUAUCGUAUCUCUCGUGGUGCUGACGUUGGUGGGGGCUGCCACCAGGUACUUCACCCAAAAUCGGAGGAAUAGCUGUUUCCGGAGAAAUGUGGCCGACCAGGCCUUUGUGACCCUGGCCACCAAUGACGUCUGCUGCCAGGGGGCGCUGGUCCUGGGACAGUCCCUGCGGAGCCACGGCGCGACCAGGAGGCUGGUGGUGCUCAUCACACCGCCGGUGUCCCACCUGCUCAGGGCCGUCCUCAGCAGGGUCUUUGAUGAAGUCGUCGAGGUGAACGUGAUCAACAGUGCGGACUGCAUCCCCCUGGCCCGUACGUGGACGCCUGAGCUCGGGGUCAGCCUCACCAAACUGCACUGUUGGGCCCUCACCCGUUACAGCAAGUGCGUCUUCCUGGACGCAGACACGCUGGUCCUGUCCAACAUCGACGAGCUGUUUGACCGGGGAGAGCUGUCCGCGGCCCCGGACCCCGGGUGGCCGGAUUGCUUCAACACUAGCGUCUUUGUCUUCCAACCCUCUCUGGAGACACACAGCCGCCUCCUGCAACACGCCGCCGACCACGGUAGCUUCGAUGGGGCGGAUCAAGGCUUACUCAACAGUUUCUUCAGCAGCUGGUCCACGGCCGAUAUCCACAAGCACUUACCCUUCAUUUACAACCUGAGCAUGGCUUACAACAUGGCUUACACCUACCACCCUGCCUUCAAACAGUUUGGCUCUGCGGCAAAGGUGGUGCGCUUCCUUGGCUGCAGGAAACCGUGGAGCUACAAGUACAACCCGCAGAUGGGCUCGGUCGUGCAGGACGGCACAGGCACGGCCAUCCCUCAGCAGCUGGCAUUUCUGAAUCUCUGGUGGAACAUCUACCACAGCAGCGUCCUGCCUCUUUUUGAAAAUCUCCGAAACGUGGCCGAGCACACGUCCCCCGGACACGCGGUUCCCCCAGGUGGCCUCGGGGAGCCGUGUGCUCGUUCAGUGUCGGGACCCACUGAGCCCCCACCUACCGAGGUCCCCCCAGAGAAGCCCGUGGUGGUGGAGGAGACCCCGUCCUGCCCCAAGGAGUGCCAUCAGGAGGACGUGACAGGUGGCCCAGCCACUGGGACUCCCGCUGGAGUACUGCGUGACCCCAUUUCACCACCUUCCCCCCAAUUCUCAGACGUCACAGAGGCGGAAACGCCCUCGCAGCCCGUGGAUAACGGUGAGAGCGGCCCAUCGGAGGACACCUUGGCACCCAGACAGGCGCCCCCUGCUGAGGCCACAAGGGAGCCAGCCCCACGGGACAUGCUGGAGGUCGGCCUGGCCGUCUCUGUGUCCGCGAUGUCCAUUGAGGAAAAGGUCAGGGAGCCAAGUCCGGAGGAAGAGAGGAGGAAGUGGGAAGACGGCCACAUCGACUACCUGGGCCGGGACGGCUUCGCUCGGAUUCAGGCGAAGCUGGACCGGUUUUUGCAGUGA
Molecule: messenger RNA, 1524 nt
Organism: Orycteropus afer afer
Lineage: Eukaryota; Metazoa; Chordata; Mammalia; Tubulidentata; Orycteropodidae
Gene: GYG2
Product: glycogenin 2
Exons: 11
Coding region: 1-1524 (507 amino acids)
Cellular component (GO): cytoplasm
Molecular function (GO): glycosyltransferase activity
Source: RefSeq, a predicted model, not a curated record